AUGUCCUCCUGUCAUGGCGAGCAUGGUAGUAGGCCUGCCAAGAGAAAACUUCAACGUCGCCAUGCAAGAUCUUAUACUGCAUCAUACAUUCCUUCAGAACCCCAAUCCGACUAUUUCCAUAGAGGCCAUGUUGGAAAUCUUCUUUUUGGCAGACAGAAAACAACAAAGACAGAAGAACUAAUAUAUGUUCAUCGUAAACAGAAGAAACCAUAUUCAGCAGUUACCGUCGCUAUUGAACGCCUCACUAGUGAGGAAAACGAGGACGGUGCCUAUGGCGGUAUUCCAGAUUUGGUAGAUGUUAUCAAACUUCAAGCCACCGGCCCUAGAGAAGCCACUAGAGCUCUACGAAAGAAGCUCAAAUAUGGUAACGUACAACGUCAGCUUCGAGCUUUGGAAAUUCUGGAUGGCCUUGUUCAGAAUGCUGGCCCAAAGUUUGAGCAUGUUUUUGCCUCCGAUGAUGCUUUCCUCGAACGUCUACGUGUUUGUGGUGUUUCAAGCACUUCAGACCCUGCAGUAAAAGCUAAGUGCAGGGAGCUCUUUCGAGGCUGGGCAAUUAAAUAUAAGAAAGUUUCUGGAAUGGAAGACGUCGUCAAUCUCCUUCAUGCACUGCCUGAUACAAGGAAGGUUGUCACGCAAGAUAGAUCGAAAGUUCUCCGUGAAACAGAGGAAAACCCCUUCCAGGAUGACGAGCUUGAAGAGCCAUCUACCCCUGUUUCUUCUAGACCAGGUCCCUCUAAAGCUGGACCUUCUCACUCAAGACAAAGCUCUCUAACAACUGCAUCUGCUAGUACCAGAGAGCGGGCAUCCUCAAUCAUGUCUGGAUCUGCUAAGAAGGUCAAGAAAGAAGAUAAGAAGGACAAGAAGAAGAAGUCCAAGCCUUUCAACCUAGAAGCCGAGAAAGAAGCCAUGAAGGCUGCUAUUGCGGAAUCAACUGUUGCAUCUACCAAUCUUUUGAACGCAUUGAGACAUAUCGAUCGAGAGAAAGAGCGAAUUUCUGAGAACAAAAUAGCCUCGCAAUAUUUUGAUACCUGUAAACUGCUACGAAGGAAGAUUCUACGAUAUAUCCAACAUGUAGAGGCCGAGGAAUGGCUUGGGGGGCUUCUUCACGCAAACGAUGGAUUGGUCAAUGCCUUAAUGACAUUUGAACAAUUGGAUAGAUCGAUUGACGCAGACAGUGACUCUGACGACGAAAUGGCAGAGCAAGCUCAUCUCUUCAAAAUGGCAGAAAUUAAUAAUGCAGAACGCAAGGCAGGACGUAGAGCUAGUGAUUCAACCACACAACAAUUACAUGAUCUUACACUCGGUACAGGCCCACUUACAGGCCCACAUAGUCCAACCAAACCCGCUCAUCGUCCCGCACCACCUACUCCUGUUCAAACGACUCAUCCGAGAGCACAGGAAUCGGAGGAUGAAGAAGAGGAAGAGGAUGAAAAUGACCCGUUUGCUGAUCGCAAUGCUCUUGAUUGA
Molecule: messenger RNA, 1467 nt
Organism: Botrytis byssoidea
Lineage: Eukaryota; Fungi; Ascomycota; Leotiomycetes; Helotiales; Sclerotiniaceae
Exons: 4
Coding region: 1-1467 (488 amino acids)
Biological process (GO): actin filament organization; actin cortical patch localization; endocytosis
Cellular component (GO): actin cortical patch
Molecular function (GO): ubiquitin binding; phosphatidylinositol binding
Source: RefSeq, a predicted model, not a curated record